Molecule: messenger RNA, 2106 nt
Organism: Acipenser ruthenus (sterlet)
Lineage: Eukaryota; Metazoa; Chordata; Actinopteri; Acipenseriformes; Acipenseridae
Product: DNA primase small subunit
Exons: 13
Coding region: 175-1437 (420 amino acids)
Biological process (GO): DNA replication, synthesis of primer
Cellular component (GO): alpha DNA polymerase:primase complex
Source: RefSeq, a predicted model, not a curated record
UCCAUCCGGCUUGCUGUCUUCUUUCCCGCGCAGUUCGUAUUGGCGCUGCUAUCAGGAGGUUACUUGUGUAACUUGUCAGCCGCAUUUCAUUUUCAGGUUUCUUGUCCAAGCCGGAAAAUACAUAAUUAUACAAGCUCUGUUUCAUACGGAGUGUAAGCGCGUCGGAGAUAGAAGAUGUCUUACGAGUAUGACCAGGCUAGUUUACCCGAUCUGCUCCCACUGUACUAUCGCCGUCUUUUCCCGUUUUCCCAGUACUUUCGCUGGCUUAAUUAUGGAGGUGUAACAAAGAAUUAUUUCCAGAACCGCGAGUUUUCCUUCACCCUGAAAGACGACAUCUACGUGCGGUACCAGUGCUUCAACAAUCAGAGCGAACUGGAGAAAGAGAUGCAGAAAAUGAACCCCUACAAGAUCGACAUCGGCGCCGUGUACUCGCACAGGCCGAGUCAACACAACACAGUGAAAUCCGGGACCUUCCAGGCACUGGAGAAAGAGCUGGUCUUUGAUAUCGACAUGACGGAUUACGACGACGUUAGAAACUGCUGCAGCGCUGCCGAGAUCUGUUCCAAAUGCUGGACGCUGAUGACCAUAGCCAUUCGUAUUCUGGACAGAGCGCUGAAAGAGGAUUUUGGCUUCAAGCACCGUCUGUGGGUUUACUCGGGCAGGCGAGGUGUCCAUUGCUGGGUCUGUGACGAAGCAGCCAGAAAACUCACCCAGUCUGCCCGCGCUGCCGUGGCAGAGUAUCUCAGCGCCGUGAAGGGUGGUGAAGAAGCCAUUAAAAAGGUGCAGCUGUCAGACCCCAUACAUCCCUUUAUCAAGGAAUCAUUGAAGGUGUUGCAGCUUUACUUUGAGGACUAUGCCUUGGUCAACCAGGACAUCCUCGGAAGCAAAGAAUCAAUUGACAAGGUCCUGGCUCUACUGCCUGAAGAGGUCAGAGACUUGCUGCAGAAUGAUUUCCUGAAAGUCAAAACUGCGGCCCAGCGCUGGGAAUGUUUGAAGAAAAGGGUGCUCCAAAUGCAGGGAGCUCUAAAGAAAGGGGUUUAUGGAGACUGGGACAUCAUGUUUCAGUAUUGCUACCCUCGUCUGGAUACUAACGUCAGCAAAGGCGUUAACCACCUGCUGAAGAGCCCUUUUAGUGUGCACCCCAAAACAGGACGUGUUUCUGUGCCAAUUGAUCUGAAUCUGCUGGACCAGUUCGAUCCCUUUGCAGUGCCCACGAUCAGCUUGAUCUGCCAGGAGCUGGACAAGGCCUUGGAAGGGGAUGAAGAAGCGAAUGACAAAGAGAACGAGGGAGAGCCGGAGCAGAAACGACGCGUCCGAGACUACAAGAAGACAAGCCUGGCAAAGUACGUGAAGGUUUUCGAGCAGUUUGUGGAGAAUAUGGAGCAGUCUUGGAAAGGAGAGCUUCUGAAAAAAAGUGAUCAGCAAAAGGACUUCUAAAUACACAAAUUCAAGGAAACAGAAAGCUGUAAAAGAUGCACUAUAUCAGAAGAAUUCAUUAUGCAGUGGCUUUGUCUUCUACAGCAGUGUUGUGCUGCUGUAGCCAGGAAUCAGAGUUCUAGUACAGAGGUGGUUUCCACCCUGAAGGUUGAGUGUAUCUGAAACUAGUUACACCAGGAUGCCUUGUGUAUUGUGUUUCAUUUAGAUCGCCAAAAAGUGGUUUGUAAAGAACGUUUUCUUAACCACAGAAUAAUAAGAUAUUAUUAUUAGUUUAUUUAGCAGACGCCUUUAUCCAAGGCGACUUACAGAGACUAGGGUGUGUGAACUAUGCAUCAGCUGCAGAGUCACUUACAACAACGUCUCACCCGAAAGACUGAGCACAAGGAGGUUAAGUGACUUGCUCAGGGUCACACAAUGAGUCAGUGGCUGAGGUGGGAUUUGAACCGGGGACCUCAUGGUUGCAAGCCCUUUUCUUUAACCACUGGACCACACAGCCUCCUAUUGCAGAUUCUAGUGUUUCCCAUCUGUGCCAGGUGCUUUGUACAAAUUGAUUUAAUGCAGGGACCCUGUGUUUCAUUUUUAAAUACAAGUUUGUACUCUGUCGCUGGAAAAUAAGUUGUGCACUGCUAUAAUUAAAAGUGUAAUAAAAUUAAUUUUAUAUGACAAUAA